This is a messenger RNA of Tilletiopsis washingtonensis, 595 nucleotides long. RefSeq names its product RBP11-like subunits of RNA polymerase. NCBI's taxonomy places the organism in Eukaryota, Fungi, Basidiomycota, Exobasidiomycetes, Entylomatales. The transcript is spliced from 4 exons. The record is from RefSeq and is a predicted model, not a curated record. Gene Ontology annotation, biological process: DNA-templated transcription. Bases 6 to 497 code for a protein of 163 amino acids. Gene Ontology annotation, molecular function: DNA binding; protein dimerization activity; DNA-directed RNA polymerase activity. Gene Ontology annotation, cellular component: RNA polymerase III complex; RNA polymerase I complex.
ACAUCAUGGCCGAAGUCCCCGGCGUCGGCGCCGAGCAGGCCGCCGUGGCCGACCCGCCCGCACCAAUGGAGAUCGACGAGGGGCCCAAGCUCAGCGACAAGAUCAGCAUUCUGCCAGGACACGAAAAGGACCUCAGCGCCGCCACGUUCUGCCUGAAGGACGAGGACCACACGCUCGGCAAUGCGCUACGCUACAUGCUCAUGAAGAACCCCAAGGUCGAGUUCUGCGGCUACAGCAACCCGCACCCGAGCGAGCCGAAGAUCCACCUGCGCGUCCAGAUGUAUGACCAUCUCUCGGCCCUCUCGGCGCUGCUGGAUGCCAUCAAGAACCUCGAGGCGCUCUUCGUCACCAUCGAGGAUGCCUACACCGCCAAUCUGUCCGAGGGCAACUACGAGCGGCACAGCGACGAGGUGUCGCCCGAGGCCCUGCGCGCCAUGGAGGAGCGCGGCCGGGCCAUCCAGGCGGAGAAGAAGGCACAGGCCGCUGCGAGGCCAUGAGUGCGCGUCUCUGACCUCGUGUCGCUCCAGCCUCUGUUUCGUACAUCAUCUGUAUACUAGCUCCCACUGCAUUCGUCUCCAAUGUAUCGUCACCCAGG